AUGGAGACCGAGCACUAUAAAGCGUCGGUGCCGCCACCCAAAGCCACAACCUCGUCGGCAUCUUCAACGCCACAUCGACAGAUUCGUAGGAGUUCAACACUCUUUCAACGCAUCCUCGUGGCGUUUUGUGUCAUCGCGCUCUACCUGACCAUGUCAACAUUCAAUAGCAUGACUACCGCGGACGCCAAUCUAUCACAAUAUACAGAGUCGAUAUUCCUACCCUACAUCUACAAGUUCAGUCCAAAACAUGUACCGCAGAUACAAACGACCAUCGAGGAUGUGGAGAUCGAAAUGCCGGUGGACACUGGCAGCACAAUGACGCUGAUCGGCGCAUCAAUCCUACCCAACAUCGACAAGAGCAUAGGAACCCCAGCCCAUCAUUUCUUUACUAGCAGUAAGAUUCUGUACGUGGGGCGUCUUGUAGAGUUGCCAAUCACAUUCCACGGAGAGGGUGGCUCGCAAGCCGUUGCGAAGGUACCAAUACUUCUGGUCGACAAGAGCUGGACCUGUCCAUGGUAUGACCCAAGCACACCUGCGGGCCAGUUUAGAUGCCCUCGAGGUCCGAAUGGUGAAGAUGCUGUGGUGCGAGACACGUCAAAGAUAACGUACAUGGGCGUUGGCUUCGGUAGAAACGGGCCAAGGGACGGUAUGCCGUAUGCUUCGCCGAAAGUGAACGCAUUUCUGAACGUUGAAAGAAUCAACGGACGAACCGUAUCUCCCCAGUCUAUGCGACUUGGAUACGAGAUUUCCUCGUUGGGUGUGCAUCUUGGCCUGACACAAGCAAUAGCCAAGGACUAUGCGUUUACAAACCUUGAGCGUGGGUUGACGCAUGACAAGGACCCGAGAGAUUGGGCUAUGGUGAAGAUGUGCUUCAGCGUUGACGGCAAGGGCCAGCACUGCGGUCCUGGACUUGUCGAUACUGGUAUCGCGCAGAUGUAUAUUCGAGCUGAGGAGGGGUUUACGAUACCCCAGAUUUUCAUCCGCAACCCGAACCAGAACGGUACAGCGAAGAUGGUGAAGCGGGUAAAGCCUGGGACGAAGCUGACCCUGGGGUUUCCAUCGUUGGCGACGCCCGCUAUGUCGUACUCGAUUGUGGUCGGUGCAGGCUCACCGAUGGAGCCAAGCUAUGUCUUUCCGGAGACGUCGCUGCGACCACCGUUUGUCAACACGGGACGCAACCUCCUCUGCGGCUACUCGAUAGCCUUCGACGCGGUUGGUGGGCGAUUCGGCUUCCGGUCUGCAGGCGAUGCCUUUAGCUCUUCUCCUUGUUUGCUGUAG
Molecule: messenger RNA, 1278 nt
Organism: Ascochyta rabiei
Lineage: Eukaryota; Fungi; Ascomycota; Dothideomycetes; Pleosporales; Didymellaceae
Exons: 1
Coding region: 1-1278 (425 amino acids)
Source: RefSeq, a predicted model, not a curated record